Messenger RNA from Myxocyprinus asiaticus (Chinese sucker), 4804 nucleotides. RefSeq names its product pleckstrin homology domain-containing family A member 1-like. Lineage: Eukaryota; Metazoa; Chordata; Actinopteri; Cypriniformes; Catostomidae. The transcript has 12 exons. Gene Ontology annotation, cellular component: membrane; cytoplasm. Gene Ontology annotation, molecular function: PDZ domain binding. The coding region runs from base 963 to 2141 and encodes 392 amino acids. The record is from RefSeq and is a predicted model, not a curated record.
UGUCAUUUCUGUUUCUUAGAAAAUAACGUUUUAAUAAAAUACAGGAAAUGUAAUUAUUUAUCUGAUUAAUUGAUUAAUCGAAGAAAUAAUCGAAGAUUAAUUGAUUAUCAAAAUAAUCGUUAGUUUCAGCCCUAUUGUCAAAUUCCAAAAAUGACAAUAAAGCAUCAUAAAAGUAUCAUGAAAGUAGUCCAUAUGACACUUAGACAAUUCAACAGAAGUCGUGACAGAUGCAGAUGUGUCCUCACUUUUAAUAACACUAGUUCAUCCCCUGCACUUGUUCACGGGGGAAAUGUGAUGACGUUGUUGAGCGUUUCAUACACCAAAUGUGUAAAUGCAAAUGUUAAAAUUCACUGAUUCAAAUCUUAACUUUGGCUUCAAAGUUUUUGAUUUUCCAGCCAUUAUCAAUUUCCAGUUCAUUAUCAAAUUUUCACACUUCGUUUUAUGAGCUUUAGAAAGACUUCUGAAAGUGUCCUUGAGGAAACUGCACAUUCUGCACAUUGCUAUCAGUACUUCAUGAAAAAUUUUGACAUUUUGCUUGAAUCCUCCUACAGUGUCAGAAAAUUAAUUGUGUUAUGCGGCUGGCAGGCGAAACAUUCACUAUCCUCAUUACAUUAUCAUAUAAGCUCAUGCAAGAGCUUGAAGCAGUGUGUACAUGCUGCACCUGUGCUGUGUAAACCCACUUCUCAUUCUCUCUUCCUCAUUACACACACACACACAGCUCACGCAGGUAAUUUUGGUGAACUCCAUCCUGAGCCCAUGCUUCAGACAGUUGCUCAUGAAGAAUCCCAUGUCUUUGAGUUUGCAUCAAUUCAUCCUCUGUGAAGUCCAUCUUAGUAGACUGAAGUGAAGUCUGGCUGGCACAUGCUGCAGUUGGUCAUCAUCACUCAGUGACAGUGGGAAUCGGACAUCAGGCAGGACCGGAGAUGGAUCUGGCGGGCUCUGGGUAAUGCGCAAAUUCAGAAAUGCCGUAUGUAGAUCGUCAGAAUCGGAUCUGUGGCUUUCUAGACGUCGAGGAAAUGGAGAACAGCGGCAAGUUUCUGCGGCGCUACUUCAUCCUGGACAUGCAGGAGGGCAGCCUUGUGUGGUACAUGGAUAACCCUCAGAAUCUUCCAGCUGGAACAUCCAAUGUCGGAUCCCUUAAACUAACAUAUAUAUCCAAGGUUAGUGAUGCCACCAAGCUGCGACCAAAGGCGGAGUUCUGCUUCGUCAUCAAUGCUGGAAUGAGGAAGUUUUAUCUUCAAGCGAAUGAUAAGCAGGAUUUAGUGGAGUGGGUCAGUGUGCUCAACAACGCCACCAAAAUCACAGUGCCAAAGUCAGGUGAGCAGGUGUAUCAUAAUGCAACAGAGGUAUGUGUGGACACGCUGGGUGCCACAAAAAAAGUGUCCUAUAAGACCGAGAUCAUCGCUGGAGUGCCCAUCAUCACCACCACACAGGAGAAGGGUGAAGGACAGAAUGGAGCAGACAGGAGUGGACUGAGGAAACCUCCGUCAGGUCAGCUGCCGUAUUAUCUGAGUCGCAGUAACCAGGACCAGUCUGUGAUUAAAGCUGGAUAUUGUGUUAAACAGGGAGCCGUGAUGAAAAACUGGAAGAGGAGAUACUUCAUGCUGGACGACAACACACUCAGCUACUUCAAAUCAGAUACAGACCGAGAGCCAUUACGAGUUAUCCCACUUAAAGAGGUCAACAGAGUGCAGGAGUGCAAGCACAGUGAUAUGAUGACGAGAGACAAUCUGUUCGUGCUGGUCACUACAUCAAGAACCUUCUACAUUCAGUCUGACAGUCCAGAGGAGAUGCAUGGCUGGAUCAGGGCAAUCUCUGGGGCCAUAGUGGCUCAGCGGGGCCCCGGGCGAUCAGCAGCCUCUGAGCCUGCUGAACCCACCGCCAUCUUCAACAGCAAAUUCAGUGUGCCAGCUCCUCGCUCACCCCUCCCCGAACACCAUUACCCAGAAUGCCACUCCGCCUCAGGCCCUCAGCACGGCGUGGGAGGGGCCCAAUCUCAACGGCCGGCUGUCGCUCCAGGAGUUGCCCCAAAUCUUCUUCAAGUGAAUGAUGAUGACUCGUCGCCAUGGCAAUGGCGGAGCAACAAAACAAAUUCACCCAAUUGCUUGUUGGAUGAAGAUCUGAAGGUUACCAAGGUGUAAUGAGACACGUAUAGUCCACACAUGCACAUAUUGAAAAAAGUAAUCUCAAAACAAGCAAACCUAUUACAGUCAAAAGCAGGACAGGGACUCGUGAGGAAUCAUGCCCAAUGCGCCAUGGGACAUGGACUGACCUGUGGAAUUAUUCGCUGAUCGUUCUCAAGCCACUCGCAAACAGAAGUGUUCACUAAAACAGAUUCAUAAACCAGAGGGCUGUCAGUCAGGUGAUUAUGAGGACUGUGACUUUAACUCAUACUCAAACUAGACUCUUGACUAAGCUACCCGAUAGGAUACAACGGUAUAAAAAUGUUGGGAGAAUAGACAAUCAUUAUUUUUAUGUCAUGGCUGAUAACUGCUAAUAAUGCAGAUGAAGUGACCGUUUCCAAACAAACUCUUGGCUGCAGCACUUCCGGGUUCUUUUGUCAUCCCCAUAUUGCAUGUCUGAUGGUCGUUUUUAAUUUUUUAAACGCCACAUUUCUCAGGCUUUUGAAGUGUGUUAAACGUGAGGAUGUGUAUUCAUCAACCUGUCACAUGUAUGACAAAACACGCAGGCUUAUUGAACCAAGUUAAAACUAGUUUUGUUGAUAGUUCAGAAAGAAGCUGCAUACUAUAUAUUUCUUCACUGUAAAGCAUAGACAUCCAUUUAUAAUAACUUUUAUUAACAUAAACAUUAUUAUAUUAAAUAAUGUUUAAAAGAUUAUUAAAACUGCAGCGCUGCUCAAAUCCACCAUUGAAAUCUGCUGCUCAAAAGAACCCGGAGCGCAUUUGACGGCUGUAACGUCACGGUCAUUUCAUCGAUAAUUGUACAACAGUGUAAUCACACAUCACAACAUUUUAAUGUACAGUUGAAAAUAUGUACUGAAUACUGUUUAGUACUUAUGAAACAUGCCAUGGAAAUGCUGUUACAGUUUGAAUUGGGGAAAAAAUAAGAUCCAUAAAAUAUAAUAAAUUAUAAAGAUAGAUAUAAUGAAAUAAAUUAAAUGGGUUUUUAUGUAUGUAAAAUAAAAGAAUAUAUAUAUAUAUAUAUAUAUAUAUAUAUAUAUAUAUAUAUAUAUAUAUAUAUAUAUAUAUAUAUAUAAUUUAAAAAUACAAAUAUAUAAUCAAAUAAAAUAAUUAAUUAAAUUGGGGUUUUAUUUAUUACAUUUAUAUAUUUUUUACUUUAAUAUAUAUUUAUUUUAAUAUUUUUUAUUUUUAAAUAAAAACAUUUUAUUUAUUUUUUAAACAAUAAAUAUAAUGUUUAUAUAAAAUAAUAAAAAUCAAACAAUAAAUUAUCUGCUUCCAAUAUUGACCUUUUCAGACAUUUAUGGAUAAUAAAAAUAAAUCUCCAAUAUAUUGUGCAUCCCUACUUGAGGAGCAAGACCUCAUAAGUUCUGCUUGAUAUUCUUUUAAUUAUUUGGGUGCUUUUCUGUCUUUUUUCGUGAGGUUCAGUUUAGACUAUGUCUUACAGUUACAUGUUUUACUUUUAUAGGCCGCAAGGUCAGGAUGCUCUUGAUUUUAUUGCUAACUGAAUUUCAUUUUCUUAUGUGUUGUGUAUUUAAUUGAAUUUGACUUUGUGUUAGUUUUUAUUAGUUUAGUUAUUUUGUCAUGACAGACCUGAAACCAGUGCAGUAGAAUGAACCCUUACAGUCUUUGUGCUGCAUCACAAUAUUGCGGUUCAAGGAAACAUCUGUGUUUUUUGUAGUUGCCACAUUUUCAUUGACAGAAUUGAACUGAGAACAUCCAGCUUGUCAUGUUAGGUUCCAACACUAUACAUUGGAGUUUUCUUGGGAUUUAUCAAGGAAGAUUUUGAGUGAAAAGUUCUCUGAAUGUUUGUACAGACAAGUUAACAUGGUCACAAACUGGAUUAGUCACCUAGAUGUUCUUACUAAUUUUACGGCAUAUUGUUUUUUUUGUUUUGUUUUGUUUAUAGAUAUAUAUUAAAACUGUUUAUUUCCAGGUUUAAAUUAGAUUUUGAAUCCCAGAUUUUCAAUGUGGACAUUUGAGUGGCAUUUUAUUUUGUAUUUUAUGUUUCUCUUUAAAUACAGUGUAUUGUUUCCAGGAUGGCCUACAGUACAAAUAGCACAGACAUUUGAUUAGCACAGGCAUCACGUCCUUUUAUUAUGAAUGCAGACGCUCCAUGUGCUUUUUAACCAACAUGAUCUGUCAAACUGUGUGUGUGUGUGUGUGUGAAGAGAAACAACUUGACAUCUGAACUCUUUGGAAUGAGAUGAGAGACAGAUGGAGGUGUGGAGGUUCAAGUUGACUACAGAGGUAAAAAGAAAAGGGGGUUUGACUAAUGCGAGUGAUGCAUGGUAGGUGUUAUACAGUAAACACUGGUCACAGUGCUCAUGUGUGUCUGUAUUUGAUCAAUCCACUCUGAACAUUCAUGAUUAUUCCUCACUGAAAGGCUUUGGUCAUUACUAUGGUUAGAGUUGAUUGGGUUGUUCAUUUGGCCUACACAUGGGUAAAUCAUAGUUCUGUAUCCAUAACAACUAAACAUUUCUAUGAGUCUAUUAAUCGUAAUGUCAUUAGUUUACUUUAAGGGAUAGUUCACCCAGAAAUGAAAAUGUAUUUCUUUGCAGCACUGCUCAUAUUGUCUGGUUUGUGUUUUUCCUCAUCUGUAAGCUGCUUUGAAUGAAAGUGCCUGCUAAAUAAAGUUAUGGCAGAGAUUUGAGAGCUACAACCAA